UUUUUUUUUAUUCGUCACUGCUGCUUCGUGAGAGUAAUAUCCACCAUCUUUGGCCGCUCACUAUUCCUAUCAGACGACACCAUUUUUGAACUUCAAAAAAGAUUAAAACUUGAAACCCAGAUUGUGUUGGGUCAUUUUGAAAACUCACCAAGAAUCUGACUGAAUUGAAGCUACAAUUAUCGACCCAAAAUCCCCCUUUAACUGGAAUUCCAAAUAGUAAGCAUUUUCUUGAGUUAUUUUCCUGUCAUUUGGUAUAAAUUUCAGUAUGCUGUUUGUUGUUAGACACCAGUUUGUUCAUUCCUGGUCAAAAUCAACUCUUUUGUGUAUUAAAGAUUCUAGCUUUAGUAAAAUUACUUGCUUGAACACUUUAUAUGUAUACCCUUUUAGGUAUAGUUUUAGAAAUUUGUAUUCUUGGACUCAAAUGUACUGCCCAUCAAAUUCUAGACUACUUUUCUCUCAGACCCAAUUUGGUGUCUCAGCUAUAAAACCAUCCCUAUAUGUGUUUCUGCAACAAUUGUUACCUGUUAGUUUCUAUUCUUCAAGUGCACCUGGAUGGCUAAGAGGACCACCAUCAAGAUCUUUAAGGAAAAGGAUGAAUAGAAGAGCAAGAAUUGCAGCAAUGCCUGUUCUUGAUGAAUCCCAGUUUCAAAAUGCUGUGUCUCAGCUUCCACCUAGAUUUACCCCUGAAGAACUGAGGGAUGUCAUGGUUUUGCAAAGAGAUCCUUUAGUGUGUUUGGAGUUGUUCAAUUGGGCGUCGAAACAGCACAGGUUCAGGCAUAAUGUUUCGACGUACCAUGUUGCAGUACAGAGGCUUGGUGAAGCGAAUAUGUAUAAAGAAAUGGAUGAUAUUGUUAAUCAAGUGCUUGCCAUACCAUCGAUUGGAACUGAGGAACUUUUCAAUUCGAUGAUUUAUUAUUUCACUGAAGCUAGGAAGUUGACAAGAGCUGUGAUGAUAUAUAAGCAUAUGUUAAACAUUAGGAAAUUUGAUUGUAGGCCGUCGAUUAAAACUUAUAAUAUUCUUUUCGCGGCGCUUCUUAGUAGGAGGAAUAAUUCAUAUAUAAAUCACAUGUACAUGGACGCUAUAAGGUCUCUGUUCAAGCAAAUGGUUGACAAUGGGAUUGAACCAGAUAUAAUUUCCUUGAAUACUUUGAUAAAAGGAUAUGUGCUUUCGCUUCAUGUAAAUGAUGCCCUUAGGAUAUUUCACCAAAUGGGUGUGGUUUACCAGUGCGAGCCUAACUCAUUUUCAUAUGAUUAUCUGAUCCACGGGUUAUGUGCACAAGGAAGAACAAAGAACGCUAAGGAAAUUUAUGAUAAAAUGAAAUGCAAAAGAUUGAUACCUAGUACUAAAUCAUACAACUCGCUCGUGAACUCUUUGUCUCUUGGAGGAGAGGUUGAUGAGGCUGUGAAAUUCUUGUGGGAGAUGAAUGAAAAUCGAAGAACAAUUGACUUCAUCACCUUCAGAACAGUAAUUGAUGAAGUCUGCCGGCAAAAGAGUAUGCAAGACGCCAUAGACUUGUUGAAGGAGUUACAGGAUAAGGGCCUUGUUGAUAGUCUUACCCAUAGCAAACUUCUGCAUGAACUUGAAGAUGACAUUGAUAAUCUAUAUGUCAGAAAUCAUUAAAGCUAAGCUAGGAAAAUAAUCCGACAUGGUGGCUUUGGGGGGAAAACAGUUUCUAUUGACUGGAGCUGAACCUAUGGAGUGCUUGGCUUGAGAAAUUGGCAGCUAAAAGGAGUGCAUCGAUGACAACUAGUGCUAAUUCACAAUCAUUACGCUGCAUGAAGUCUAGUUUGUCUAGGGGUGGUUAGCAAGAACUCAUUUUUCGUGGAGAAAUGAGAGAGCUGUCGGAACACAAGAAAAUAUUCUUCAUGGAAGAUGUAUUUGCAUCUAAUAUGGAAUGAGGAGCAAGAGUCAAGAGACGAGAUGAAUCACUUCAAAAUAUUUCUUCGUAUGAAAUAGCAGCCCGGUGCAUUAAACUCCCUCUAGUGUGGGAAGACGAAUGAAGAGGCCUCGAUUUGAACUCGUGAGUCGUGACAGCUAGUACAAGAGACGAGGUGCCUGACCAAAUGAACUGUGUAGCUCUUCUUAUGAGAUACAUUGUGUAGUUGUUUUCCUUCUACUAAAGCUAUACACAGCUAACUUAUUAGCUUUGCUUGGAAAGUAUACUUUCUUUUAUGGAAAAAUGACUUUUGUCAAUAUCAAAUACAUCCUUAAAGUUUGAACUUUA
Solanum pennellii is the source of this 2225-nucleotide messenger RNA. Its product is annotated as pentatricopeptide repeat-containing protein At2g27800, mitochondrial-like. The coding region runs from base 266 to 1621 and encodes 451 amino acids. NCBI's taxonomy places the organism in Eukaryota, Viridiplantae, Streptophyta, Magnoliopsida, Solanales, Solanaceae. Gene Ontology annotation, molecular function: protein binding. The transcript has 4 exons. The record is from RefSeq and is a predicted model, not a curated record.